CACUUUUCUUUGAGCUCACGACAGAAAGUAGCAGUGGGAGAGGUUUUUCAAAUUUCUCAUCUAUACAUUGGAAUUCCCAAGCAAUCAACGCACCCUCAAAAAAAUAUCCGCCAUGGCUGCUCUGCAGUACCUGGAGUCUCUGCGCAACGCGCAUCCAGAACACGCCGAGUGGUACAAUUCACUUGCAGAUCUGUACCAGAAGAAGCUCUGGCACCAACUUACUCUCAAGCUUGAACAGUUCGUUGCUUUCGCUGUCGUUCAGGCUGGUGAUACAUUGAUACAGCUGUAUCAUAAUUUUAUCUCCGACUUUGAGACCAAAAUUAAUCUUCUCAAGCUUGCGCAUUUUGCGGUUAUAGUCUCUAAGCAGUAUAAAGAGAAAGAUGCUGCCGUUAGCUAUCUUGAAGGGGUGAUUGAAAAGCUUCGAACAACUAAAGAACAACACAUUGAAGAGCCAAUUCUUUACAUUAAGAUGCAAUUAGCUAUCUUCAAGCUUGAGCAAGGGGAUCAAAAGGAGUGUAAGAAGCUUUUGGAAGAUGGAAAGAGCACACUGGACAGUAUGACUGAUAUUGAUCCAACUGUAUAUGCCAAUUAUUAUUGGGUUUCAUCUCAGUACCAUAAAUACCGUCAAGAAUUUGCUGAGUUCUACAAGAGUGCUCUUCUUUAUCUAGCAUACACAUCCGUGGAAUCCCUCUCAGAACCUUUUAAACUGGAUUUGGCAUUUGAUCUCUCUCUUUCUGCACUUCUGGGAGAUAACAUCUACAACUUCGGAGAACUGCUUGCUCAUCCUGUUAUAAAUAGCCUUCUGGGAACACAAGUGGAGUGGCUUUACUAUAUUCUUCAGGCAUUUAACUCUGGUGAUCUAGUUCGCUACCAAGAAUUGUGUCGUGUGCAUAAUGCAUCCCUGAGAUCCCAGCCAGCAUUAGUUGAGAAUGAGCAGAAGUUAUUGGAAAAGAUUAACAUUCUUUGCCUGAUGGAAAUUAUCUUUAGCCGUCCUUCUGAAGAUAGAACUAUUCCACUAAGUGUAAUUGCUGAGCGCACAAAACUUUCCAUUGAGGAUGUGGAGCAUCUUCUCAUGAAGAGUCUUUCUGUGCAUCUUAUUGAGGGUAUAAUUGACCAAGUGGAGGGAACAGUACAUGUGUCUUGGGUGCAGCCAAGAGUUCUGGGGAUUCCACAGAUCAAAUCCUUGCGAGAUAGAUUGGAUAAUUGGCUGGAUAAAGUGCACACUGCCUUAUUAUCCAUUGAAGCUGAAACACCUGAUCUAGUAGCGUCAUGAUUUUCUUUUGCUCUUUUAUUUGGCUCUUUUCCUUUUUGUUAUUUAUUUACUCGCUGCCCAUUGUAACAAUUUCUUAAUCGAAAAGGGCAAAAAAGAAUUCAUAGGCGGCUAAGUGAAGGGACUAGAGUAAGUCACGCUAGGGCAGUCAGAGCCAACUUUGUUUGAUUCCAUAUCAUAUUGCAGAAUCCUUUUUCCCGAAUCAAAUUUCUUAUAAGGCGCAGCUGAUUACGUUUUCACUUGGAGUUUGCCAUCUCCAAGGGGCAUGCUUAAGAGAUGCACUGAAUUGAUUGAAGAAAACAAAAAAUUCCUAAUUCAGUGUGGCUGGUUAAACUGAUUUGUAUUGGGAAAUUUGGUCUGAUCCAUCUGUGUGUUGUUGCUAUCAAAUGGUUGCUUUAUGUUCCUUGUAACAUUUCAUUUCACUUCAUUUCAUUUCUGAUUGCUAUUCUCAUAGCAAAUGUUAGUUGAUAGUGGAACAAAGAGAUUCAUAUACUAUGACUUUGGCUUUAUUUUAUUAUGUUCUUUGAGUGCA
Messenger RNA from Manihot esculenta (cassava), 1802 nucleotides. RefSeq names its product 26S proteasome non-ATPase regulatory subunit 13 homolog B. The coding region runs from base 113 to 1273 and encodes 386 amino acids. Gene Ontology annotation, biological process: ubiquitin-dependent protein catabolic process. The transcript is spliced from 6 exons. Gene Ontology annotation, cellular component: cytosol; nucleus; proteasome regulatory particle, lid subcomplex. Gene Ontology annotation, molecular function: structural molecule activity. NCBI's taxonomy places the organism in Eukaryota, Viridiplantae, Streptophyta, Magnoliopsida, Malpighiales, Euphorbiaceae. The record is from RefSeq and is a predicted model, not a curated record.